CCCAAUAAGUGUAUAUUGAUUGCUUUGUGUGAAAGUUAUAGCGUCUACAAACUAUGGUAUAGAUACUGCAAUUUACGCCAUUUUUUUGCUAUACAGUGCUGCGCUAGUUUAACGGACAAUUGCGCGGUCAUGCAAUAUGGAAAGAUACUGGGAUUUUUAGUUUUUUUUUAUACUAAUAAUGGCGGCGAUCAGCGACUUAUGGCGGCGAUCAGUGACUUAUGGCGGCGAUCAGCGACUUAUGGCAGGACUGCGGCAGACAUUCUGACAUUGGGGGGUACUGACUUGGGGUCACUGACAUCCCCAGUGACACCAAUACAGUGA
This is a messenger RNA of Staurois parvus, 321 nucleotides long. The record is from the annotation of a GenBank genome assembly. NCBI's taxonomy places the organism in Eukaryota, Metazoa, Chordata, Amphibia, Anura, Ranidae.